Archocentrus centrarchus (flier cichlid) is the source of this 9479-nucleotide messenger RNA. RefSeq names its product zinc finger, SWIM-type containing 8 (gene zswim8). The record is from RefSeq and is a predicted model, not a curated record. Gene Ontology annotation, molecular function: zinc ion binding. Lineage: Eukaryota; Metazoa; Chordata; Actinopteri; Cichliformes; Cichlidae. Gene Ontology annotation, cellular component: Cul2-RING ubiquitin ligase complex.
AUCUUCCCCCGGCAGACAGGUUGAUACACUUUGAUAGCGCCUUGACGAGAGGGUUAAGGGAAGUCAUCUGAAGAUCCCAGUGUCGUUUGAAGGCACAGAGGAUUUUAAGACGUCAGUACAGCCGGUGUCAGUUGCGAAGAGAGAUGUCUGAAGGACUCGUUUGAAUUUCUUCACCAGAUCUGACUGAGGAAUAUGCCAUCUUUUACGUCAGACAGAGCCUCUAAUAUCAGUACAAAGAACGGAAAAAAUUGCUAGGAGCGGGGAUUAAUAUCAAAAUAUGAAACAAGUGUAACCUAGAUAUAUGAACAGGUACGGAACAUAGGCGAUGUAAAUCAGCAUGUAGUCGUCAGUACGCGGAGGGGCAACAUCAGUCAGCAGUCAGUGUAAACAAACAGCUAUUCAAGCUAGCUGAACUUAGCCGAUUGGAGGUUAGCUUUCUAGUGCUUAGCACAUACAGCUAACAUAAGGUCGCAAAACCGAAGUAAAACGAAGGUAAAUCGAACGGAACAAGCCUGUAGGCGGAAAUAAAAACGAGAUUUAAUCUCACUUUAACUGCCCACAGUGGAUGACAUUUUUGUGCUAUCCAAGUAGGCAUUUAUUAGCCUUUCAGCUAACGUUGGCUAAUUGUAAUUUCCAUUGCACAUCAAAAUAACAUCGCAACUAGCUCAUUAAACCUGGAAUAGAGGAGACAUUUUGCAAUAUUAACACCGCGGUGUUUGACAUUUUCUUUCUUGUGAGAAAGACUGAACACUUUUAGGGUCGCUAUAAUGCUGCGUUAGUUAAUCUGGAUAGCCGGUGUAGCUGAAUGCCUGAAACGGCAGGACGUGAGGAUGAACGAAAAGAGCUUCGAGACUUGAUGAGGCUUUAAUACACCAACCAGCGUUUUUAAACCUCAUUUUUGUAUUCGUUUUAUUAGCUGCAUCAUGACAGAGUUCUGCACGUUUUACUUUUGACAGGUCUUUGUUUGACUCUUUGGGCCCCUCAGGCAAGAAUCGUACAGCUGAGUACCGUCAAAUAGACGAAAAGAGCCUGUAUUCAAAGUUUCUGGCUUUGAGUAGAAGUCUUAUUAAGUGACUUAUGUCGACUUAAUAAAUAACUUGAUUUGAAUCUUAAACGAAGCGCCUCUAAAACCUAGAAGUUGCGGAGACUUAUAUUAAUUGUAGUUGUGCUGUACAUAUUUUUGUGCAGACUGUCAGAAUGUGGAUGCGUUUGAAGCGAUAAGCCUCUCAGCGGCGAUUUGGUUGCCAGUGGCCUCCCCUCCCCCAGUGCUGACACUGAGUCUCCUCGAGUUUGUGCCACUGUUUGCCGGCUUCCCCUUGUUGUUGUUUUGUUUUGUUUUGUUUGUUUGUUUUGGGUUUUUUUUAGACUGCAGAAAGACCAUAGCCUCAAAUCGCUGUCCCCUGGACUCUAAAGCAGUUAAAAAGUGGAUGUAAUGGAACUGAUGUUUGCCGAGUGGGAGGAUGGGGAGAGGUUCUCCUUUGAAGACUCGGACCGGUUCGAGGAAGACUCUCUGUGCUCCUUCAUCUCUGAGGCCGAGAGCCUCUGUCAAAACUGGAGGGGAUGGAGGAAACAGUCGGCUGGACCCAACUCCCCUACUGUCAAGAUUAAAGAUGGUCAGGUAAUUCCGCUGGUGGAGUUAUCAGCAAAACAGGUCGCCUUUCACAUCCCAUUUGAAGUGGUAGAGAAGGUCUACCCCCCCGUCCCAGAACAGCUUCAGCUCCGCAUUGCCUACUGGAGCUUCCCUGAGAAUGAAGAGGACAUCAGGUUAUAUUCUUGCCUUGCUAAUGGUAGUCCAGAUGAAUUUCAGCGCGGAGAACAACUCUAUAGAAUCAGAGCUGUCAAAGACCCCCUGCAAAUUGGCUUUCAUCUCAGUGCUACAGUAGUUUCCACUCAGUCCAGUCAGUCUAAAGGAGCCUACAAUGUGGCAGUCAUGUUUGAUCGCUGCCGCAUCACUUCCUGCAGCUGCACCUGUGGUGCAGGAGCCAAAUGGUGCGCUCAUGUGGUGGCACUCUGCCUCUUCAGGAUCCAUAAUGCAUCAGCAGUGUGUCUCAGGGCUCCAGUUUCUGAGUCUUUGUCCAGGCUGCAGAGGGACCAGCUUCAAAAGUUUGCCCAGUACCUCAUCAGCGAGCUGCCUCAGCAGAUCCUGCCCACAGCCCAGCGACUCUUGGAUGAGUUGCUGUCCUCACAGUCCACUGCCAUCAACACUGUGUGUGGAGCUCCAGAUCCAACAGCAGGUCCUUCUGCAUCGGACCAAAGCACCUGGUAUUUGGAUGAGUCGACCCUCAGUGACAACAUCAAAAAAACUCUGCACAAAUUCUGUGGACCUUCACCUGUUGUUUUCAGUGAUGUAAACUCCAUGUACCUGUCAUCCACGGAGCCCCCAGCAGCUGCUGAAUGGGCAUGUCUGCUGCGACCUCUGAGGGGUAGAGAGCCAGAAGGCAUCUGGAAUCUUCUGUCCAUAGUCAGGGAGAUGUUUAAGAGGCGAGACAGCAAUGCUGCCCCACUGCUUGAGAUUCUCACUGAACAGUGCCUCACCUACGAACAGGUAUACUGUUGGUGGUACAGUGUUCGAACUUCAGCAUCCCACAGCAGUGCGAGUGGCCACACUGGCCGGAGCAACGGCCAGUCAGAAGUAGCUGCUCAUGCCUGUGCAAGCAUGUGUGAUGAGAUGGUUGUUCUAUGGAGGCUGGCAGUGCUCGACCCCACUAUGAGCCCCUGCAGGCGUUUGGAACUGGCAGGCCAGCAGCAGUGGCACCUGAUUAUAGAGAUAGUGAAGCGGGGACAGCAUCGCAAGUCCCUGGAACUAUUUCAAGGCUUUAAACCUGCUGUAGAGUCCUGCUAUUUCAACUGGGAGGUGGCCAACCCACUGGAUGGCAUUACCUACUGCAGUGCAGAUAAGAAGAGUGCCACGUUCUGCUGGUCCAGGGCAGUGCAGCACCAGAGAGGAGUCAAAGCUGCUGCAGGAGGUAGUGGUGAAUCUUCUGAAUUAGGGGGCAGAGCUGAAGGUGGCGCUGGGGGAGAGUAUAAAGGUAGACCAAAUAGUCACUCCACACAACAGGAGGUAGCAGUGCGACCAAAGGAGACCAUUCUGACCAAGAGGAAGGGUCUGUCAGUGAGUGGAGGUGGAGGGAUGCUUGUCCGCCUAGGAGGGAGUGUCUCACUCCUUGAAGAUGGAGGAGGAAAGUGCAUGUACAGGCCAGGCUCCUCCUCUGGAGGGAAGCUGAAACUGACUCAGGGAGGUGGGAAGGGGGCAACUGUAGGAGUUCCUGGAGGAGGUGGAGGAUUAGGAAGUAGUAAGCAUACAAGUGCUACGCGAACUAGUAGUGAGGAUAGCUCUGAGCCAGACUUGGCUGAACUCAGCCUGGAUGAUGGCUGCAAUCUGGCUUGGGGCGCUGAGGCUAGUAACACUUUUGAGUUCUUCACCACACCUGAAAUGCUCCCCUCUCCAAGCCCACUGCUCCGAGAUUCACGCAAGUACAACAGUAGCAGCAGUGGAGGGAGCAAGAUUUUUGAAACAAAGCGUAGCAGCCAUGCAUCAGCAGCAAUUGCUGCUGCAGAGCCUGCUCCACCUUGCUUCCCUUCAAAAGAUGGGGUGAUUGUUGUGGGCAUGCCCAGCACCACAGAAAAGGAAGCAGAGGUGGAGCCUGUGCAUAACAGAGAUGAAGAUGUUGAUUCAGCUGGUAGUAACCAGCCUUUAAUUUCCACAAAUACAGCAAGAUCAAGCACCACUCAAACAUCUGCCAAACCACCACGGGGCUGCAAAGAGGUGGUAUCUACUGAAGCAGUAGUAGGAAGUGGGGCAGCAGUUGUUGGAUCAGCUCAUCAGGUAGUAGAAGCAGUACAUGGAGCUGCUGAAGGAGAACCUGUGGGUGAGGAUGACUACCAGGCAUACUACCUGAGUGCUGCCUCAUAAGAGGGUGUAGACAGACAGUUAGCUGACAACCACCAGGAGGACGAGCCAGACAUCUUUGCGGGGAUCAAACCGCUUGAGCAGGAGGGACGCAUGGAGGUGCUUUUUGCAUGUGCUGAAGCCCUGCAUGCACAUGGAUACAGUAAUGAGGCGUGCCGGCUGGCUGUGGAGCUAGCUAGAGACCUCUUGGCCAACCCUCCAGAUUUGAAAGUGAGGCAGCCACAGAACUAAGGUAGAUCCAGUCCCAGUGUCAACCACCGUCAGACACAGGUAGCCACUAAGACGCUGUCCAAAGCUGCCUUCCCCACUGUUCUCAGUGAGCGACUGGAACUCCACAACCUGGUCAACACCGGGAUGUUCUCACUAGAACUCCAGAGACAACCAGCAUCUACCAAAGCUCUGGAGGUGAAGCUGGCCUACCAGGAGUCAGAGGUGGUAGCUCUGUUGAAGAAGAUCCCUCUGGGUCUGGUGGAGAUGUCUGCCAUCAGAGAGCGAGCAGAGCAGCUCAGGGACGGGAGCUUCUGUGAUUACAGGCCUGUGCUACCUCUCAUGUUGGCCAGCUUCAUCUUUGAUGUACUUUGUACCCCAGUUGUGUCUCCAACGGGUUCCCGUCCACCGAGUCGCAACCGCAACAAUGAGAUGCCUGGGGAUGAAGAGCUGGGCUUUGAGGCUGCUGUUGCUGCACUUGGUAUGAAGACCACAGUCAGUGAGGCAGAGCAUCCUCUGCUGUGUGAAGGAACUAGACGGGUGAAGGGCGACCUGGCUCUUGCUCUCAUGAUCACCUAUAAGGAUGACCAGAGCAAGCUCAAGAAGAUAUUGGACAAGUUGUUGGACAGGGAGAGUCAGACCCAUAAGCCCCAAACUCUAAGCUCCUUCUACUCAAGCAAGCCAGCAGCUGGCAGUCAGCGUAGUCCAUCCAAACACACAGCCUCCAGCCACAGUGGGGUGGGUGGGGCCACAGGGGGUGUCUCCAAACAUGCUCCAUCAUCUUCCUCAGCAGCUACUUUGGUGGCUUCAUCCUCAAGCUCUUCCUCUGCUCUGACACUUGGUGGAGAGGAGGUGGCUCCUCAGGCUGAUCUGAACCCAGUACCAAGCAACACAGCAGGGGAGGGUGCUGCUGAGACCAAGGAGCAUGAUGGGCCUUCAUCUUCAAGUGAUCAGCAGAAUGAGAUUGCUCCAUUUAAAGAGGUCACAGUGCCCAGUCGGCUGGCACUGGGGGCACGCUGUGGAUAUAGCCAGCGCUGCUGGGGCUCACCUGUACGGCAGAAGAAGAAACACACUGGCAUGGCGAGUAUUGAUAGCAGUGCUCCAGAGACCACCUCAGACAGUUCUCCUACUCUCAGCCGGCGACCGAUGCGGAGCGGCUGGGCAGCAGCUUCUUGGGGCCGGGGCCAGGACAGUGACAGCAUCAGUAGUUCUUCAUCUGAUUCUUUAGGCUCCUCCUCCUCCAGUGGCUCUCGCAGGGCAGGAGGCGGGGCCAGGGCCAAGAGUACUGACACUAGCAGGUACAAAGGGCGACGUCCAGAGUGUCAUGCCCCCCAUGUGCCCAACCAGCCCUCAGAAGCAGCAGCUCACUUUUACUUUGAACUGGCCAAGACUGUGCUGAUCAAAGCUGGAGGCAACUCCUCCACCUCCAUUUUCACCCAGCCCUCAGCCAGCGGGGGGCACCAAGGUCCACACAGAAACCUGCACCUGUGUGCCUUUGAGAUUGGCCUGUAUGCUCUUGGCCUCCACAACUUUGUCUCACCCAACUGGCUGUCCAGGACCUAUUCCUCCCAUGUGUCCUGGAUCACUGGCCAAGCCAUGGAAAUCGGCAGUGCUGCGCUCAACAUUUUGGUGGAGUGUUGGGACGGUCACCUCACCCCUCCAGAGGUGGCAUCCCUUGCAGACCGAGCAUCGCGAGCAAGGGACCCAAACAUGGUUCGGGCCGCAGCAGAGCUGGCCCUGAGCUGCCUGCCUCACGCUCAUGCCCUCAAUCCUAAUGAAAUCCAGAGAGCUCUAGUGCAGUGCAAAGAGCAGGACAAUGUCAUGCUGGAGAAGGCCUGCAUGGCAGUAGAGGAAGCAGCCAAGGGUGGAGGUGUCUACCCUGAGGUUCUGUUUGAGGUGGCUCACCAGUGGUACUGGUUGUAUGAGCAGUCAGUGGGUGGAGGAUCAAGCCAACAACGGGAAACAUCUGGCCGAUGUGGGGCAAAUGGAGGUUCGGGCAGGAGGCCCCCAGAGUCUAGCUGUGGUGUUCUUGACAAUGGAGCCAACAUGGAGUCUCCAGGGGUGGCAGCAGUCACAGCUUCUGUCACUGCAGCCGCUGUCGUACCCGUCAUCUCUGUAGGGUCCACAAUUUACCAGUCCCAUGCCAUGCCCGGGCAGGCUAUGGCUCACCCCCACAGCCAGGGCCUUCACCCCUACACCACCAUCCAGGCCCAUCUCCCCACUGUCUGCACGCCCCAAUAUCUGGGGCACCCUCUGCAGCAUGUACCCCGUCCCACUGUCUUCCCUGUGUCUGGGGCUGCAUAUCCACAGGGAAUGCACCCAGCAUUCAUUGGUGCCCAGUAUCCGUUCUCAGUGGCCACUGGUCCUCAGCCAUCUAUGGCUGCCACGACUGUCACCUUCCCUGGUGUACCUGUGCCGUCCAUGACUCAAAUCGCUGUCCAUCCCUACCACACUGAGGCUGGUCUGCCCCUCAGCACCACUGUAGCAGUUGGUGGCGUUCACCCUGGCCCAACAAUCCAGGCCAUACAGGGAGCGUCUCUGCCCUCUCUUUCCUCCCAGCCUGCUUCCUUGGUUAGCACUCCUUUCCCAGCAGAAGACGAGCAGCACAGCCAGCCAAUUAGCCAACAGGGCUUGCACUACCUGCAUUCUGCCUAUAGAGUUGGCAUGUUGGCAUUGGAGAUGCUGGGCAGGAGGGCUCACAAUGACCAUCCCAACAACUUCUCCAGGAGUCCUCCUUACACAGAGGAUGUUAAAUGGCUUCUGGGACUUGCUGCCAGGCUAGGAGUCAACUACGUGUACCAGUUCUGUGUCGGAGCAGCAAAAGGUGUCCUCAGUCCAUUUGUCCUGCAGGAGUUAAUCAUGGAGGCCUUGCAGCGGCUGAACCCCGCACACAUCCACGCCCAUCUCCGAACGCCUGCUUUCCAGCAACUUGUCCAACGCUGCCAGCAGGCCUAUCUGCAGCAUAUUCACCAUCGGCUCAUCCACCUGACACCUGCAGACUACGAUGACUUUGUCAACAUGAUCCGCAGUGCUCGAGGUGCUUUCUGUCUCACUCCUGUGGGCAUGAUGCAGUUUAAUGAUGUGCUGCAGAAUCUGAAGAGGGGCAAACAGACCAAGGAACUAUGGCAGCGUAUAUCCCUGGAGAUGGCAACUUUCUCCCCCUGAGCAGCACACUGAAGGAGAGAGAACGUGCUGGGCCGAAAAGACCCAUCCAGCCUCCAGCAUAGCUACUGCCACCGCACUGAGCCGGCCACACUCGAGAGUGAUUUUCGUCAGGGACACUGCUCUGUGCUCUGAGGACUCAGUAAAGUGCACCCAGGCAGUGCAGUCGACUCCCAUUCCCCAACCCACAGACUUGCUUUGUUUUUGUGUUGGUCCACCCAGAGCCUCGUGGAGAAGACUGUUCACCUUCCUGCUCUCUUCUGUUCCUGCCUGAUGUUUUAUCAUUGUUUACCUUUGUGUAAAUGUGGAAUUCCAAUGUGUUCCUUUCUUUCUUCAUUUCUACUCAACUUCAGACUGACAAGGAUCCUCUCCCGUCAUCCUCACUUGAUUUUCAGUGUUUUGUAUUUUGUUUGUUUUUAGUUUAGUUUUAAAGGAAACCACUGCGUGAGUCGUGUUUAUGCUGCAACAUUCCUGUCUAGAGUGGUAGAUGCCUCAUUCAUCAGAGUCUUGUCACUAUGGAUCUGAAUCAUUGCAGUGUGGGACAAAACAAUGAUUUUCAAGAAAAAAAGAUUUAAUAUGAGCAUUUUAUUGUCCCCAUUGGUGAGGAUUUUUCAGUAUUUUGUUUAAUCUUUUUUUGAUACUUUGUAUAGGCUGUGAUAUGUAAGCAGAUGGGAAUGGGAAGAGAAUGAGGGAAUGUUGAAGGUGCUUUUGCUGUUAUGUGGGACAUAUUUUUACAUUUCAGCCUGCCUGAGAAGUGACAUGAACAGAGCUCCAGACCAAAACCAGAGGCCACCUAACCACUGCUUAGGCCUUCUCCAGCUGCACUCUUACUGGCUGUCCAACAGUCAGAACACCUGAUCAGUCAUCACCUGGCCUGGGUUGCACUGCAUAUUUUUGUGUUGGUUUCCUGUUCUUCUUUCCUGCAACACAACUAACACUUGUUUAGUUAGGUUUUAAAACCAUAUCCCAAUUGAGACUCCCCAGAUUUUCAACAGCAUCAGAACAUUUUUUUUAAUUGAUUUUUUUUUUGAUAAAUAUAAAAAUGCUUUAAAGAAGAUUUCAUGAGUUAACAGGAUUUGCUUAAUUUAGUCUCUAAUGCUGUAUGAACACAGCUACUAUACAAAGUCCCGGCAAAAAUGUAAUAAGAAAUUAGGAUACCAUGACCAAAGUAUACUAAAAUCACACCUCCAGCCCUCCUUUAUCUAAAUCACUAAUUUAAAUGCAUGGUUUACAGCAGACCUGUUGGAAAACAGCAUUGUACAUUUGACUGAUCCUUUCAGUCCACAUCCUUUUUCUUCCAAAGUUCUCCAUAUUGUAAAAACCAGACAUCCAGCUCAACUCCUUAUAAAGCCUUUGGUGUGUCCGAUGACACGCUUCAGCGCCGUGUCUUCACCUUGUUCUGGUACACCAAACUGGCCCGAGCCUUCCCAGCCUGUUUGUCAGGAUGAUCGGUGAGUGUGAAAGAAUGAAGGCUUUCUAACCACAUUCAAAAACCAACCGAGCAAGCCACACUGAACUGGCAUGUAUGCUUUAUUAAACAUGUGACUGCUUUUGUUUAAUGAGAGGAAUAAGAACUUGGUUUGGCAAAUUUUCAGUGCAAAGCAUACGCAGUGGAUAAGGCCCGGUCAUGGCUGAGCAGCCGGGUCUCAUUUUUCCACCGAGUACCCUCAUGAAGAGAGCCGGCGUCCGUAUGUUCAGCACAUGUGAUCGCUGUAUCUGCUUGUGCUCCUGUUUACACUGUCACAAAUGGACAGUGCAGCUAAUCCUCCAAACCAAAUGUUCAGACACAGUUCCUUUGUGACUCAAUGGUCCCUUCAUGAGACACGGCUUUGGUUUUGCAUCUUUUCAGUUGUCUGGUUCACCUAAGCCCCAACAGUCAUGCAGACACCCGAGAGAGAGCGUGACUGAGUGGCCCCCUUCUUCAGUGUGGUUAGCUCAUAUCCCACGGUGCUGUUACUUCACGACAUGUUGACACAGUCCAGGCAGCUGCUGUGGUUCUGAAUCUGUCUCAUUGGUUCUGGACCUCACAGGUGAAGGUGACUUAGUAGAAAAUGUACUGUGAUAUUUUUGUAUUUCUCAAAAGUGUAGCUCAAUUGAAAAGUUCUAUAUGUGCUGAUUGCAAAAGGUUCUAAUUUAGAGUGAAAAGAAAAAAAAAUAAAAGCAAUAGUAAAAGUGUAGAGUUUACUUAAUAAAGAUAAUU